This is a messenger RNA of Drosophila busckii, 481 nucleotides long. RefSeq names its product UPF0184 protein CG14818. The transcript is spliced from 2 exons. The coding region runs from base 64 to 390 and encodes 108 amino acids. The record is from RefSeq and is a predicted model, not a curated record. Lineage: Eukaryota; Metazoa; Arthropoda; Insecta; Diptera; Drosophilidae.
GGAAUCUGUUAAAUUAAAUAGAAGUCAGCUGACGCCUUGUUGUUUUUUCCAGCAAUAAUAACGAUGGCACCAAGGAAUAACCACGAUCCAACAUCCUCCGGGGAUGCGAGCACCUCAAACGUACAGGAGGAAGAUCUACAAGAAAUGGAGGACGUUAAUCAAAGCUUGGAUGCACUCAGCUGCGCACUAGACGCUGUGGAACAACGAACUGACGACAUAUUGUCACGUAUACGUGAGCUUUUGGACUCCAAUCGUGAGAUUCGUCGUCAGCUAGCUGAGGAAAAAGACAGUGCGUCCAGCGAUGACACUGACACGGACACGGAUGACCAGGAGGGCGACAAUCAAAUGGAGGUGGAGGCUGAACAGUCGCCCAAACCAAGCCCAGAAUGAAGCUGCAGUUUAUUGUUCAAUUUUUUUUUCUUUGUACGUAUAGUAAACUUGUUUCUAUACAAAUUUAUUGUUUUGACAACACAUUAUACGA